Gigantopelta aegis is the source of this 384-nucleotide messenger RNA. RefSeq lists its product as uncharacterized. The coding region runs from base 28 to 336 and encodes 102 amino acids. The transcript has 3 exons. Lineage: Eukaryota; Metazoa; Mollusca; Gastropoda; Neomphalida; Peltospiridae. The record is from RefSeq and is a predicted model, not a curated record.
GUGCAGACCACUCUUGUUCCAUCAACGAUGUCUGUGAACCGACCAGUCGAUACACAAAGAAAUGUGUCACUACAUAUUGUCCGUCUCCUCCAGCUGUUACAAACGCCACGGCUAACUUCACGACAAGCCACGAGACGACCAAAGUCGGAAGUCGUCUGUCGUACACGUGUGACGUCAACUUCCACCCAGUGGGUAACAGAACCUGUCUCCCAGACGGAACGUGGUCCAACUUCACAUGUGAACCGGACCCUGCAUGUCCCGCGUUCUGCGACACAACACGCAACAAGUGCUACACCGUGCAUUACGAAGACACAAAGUCGUGGACUGAUGCCCUAGCAACGUGCUCCAACAAUGGAUCUCUGGUGGACAUAAAAACCAAACAAG